Messenger RNA from Rubroshorea leprosula, 2459 nucleotides. Lineage: Eukaryota; Viridiplantae; Streptophyta; Magnoliopsida; Malvales; Dipterocarpaceae. The record is from the annotation of a GenBank genome assembly.
UCUCUCUCUCUCUCUCUCAAGUGGUGGUAGUGGUAGUACUGGUAGUGGUAGACUGGGUUGUAGACGAGGGAUACAGAUUCCAGAAAAAGGGCAGGGAAGGUGCCAUGGAUCCUAACGACGCUACGCAGAUACUAUUCACUAAAAUCAGAAGUAUUGACCUUGAAAAUGCUACAAAAAUCAUGGGUUACAUCCUCAUACAAGACCCACCUGAGAGGGAGUUGAUACGUUUAGCCUUUGCUCCUGACUCCCUCUUGCACACCCUUGUUUCCAAGGCCAAAACUGACUUGGGACUCUCUUCCAGUGCCUUGGCUUCACCCUCUGCCCCUUCCCCUCACUCGCCGUUAAAUCCCAUUUCCAGACCCACCAAUAGCGCCCUGCAAAACCCAUUUUCACAGUCUUCUUCUAGAGUUCCUAGGAAUGGCUUAGUGGAUUAUGGAAAGCUUCCACCUAGGUCGCCAAGCACCGGUCCAAAGUCAAGUCCUUUUCUUUUUUACGAUAAUAUACGGUCUGGUUCGGGUUUGGCUCCUCCACUUUCGCAACUCAAGAAUGGAAAUGACAGUGGUGAGGGUGGUGAUUUUCUCGAUGAUCAACAAUUGAACGAAUAUUUCUCUUUCCUUGACGAGAAUUCGUCUAAAACUGAGGAUUUUGUUGACCCAAGAUCUCAAUUUGGAUAUUCAGUUAACAAUGGAAAUACCCAUUUGCAUAGAAGGAGUUCCUCAGCUAGUGAAGUGUGUCUUGGGUCCGAGGAUGUUGGUUUUGGAGGUGGGUACAAGCCUUGCCUUUACUUCGCGAGAGGGCACUGCAAGAACGGUGAUAACUGCAAGUUUGCCCAUGGUGGUUUUGCUGAUAAUGUCGACCUUGGUGGCCUUAUUGUUGGUUCACCCAGCAAAAUAGACGUUCUUUAUCAUCAGCAUGAGGAGAUGGAGAUGAUGAGAAUGAGAGCUCUCUAUAAGCAACGCUUGGCUGCUUCACAAUUCAGUGGCGGUGCUUCCUCACUAGGCAUGAAUCUUUUUCUUCAGCAGCAAAAUGAACAGCAGAGAGCUGCUGCAUUCAUGUUGGAUGAAGAAAUCUACAAGUUUGGUCAUGGUCAACUUGAAAGGAAUGAGCUCUUGGCAUUGGGAUUGGCAGAAAAGGCCAACUCAGCUUCGAGACAAAUUUAUUUGACAUUCCCGGCUGAUAGCACCUUUAAGGAUGAAGAUGUUUCAAACUACUUUAGCACAUAUGGACCAGUUCAAGAUGUGAGGAUCCCAUACCAGCAGAAGAGAAUGUUUGGUUUCGUUACUUUUGUUCAUGCAGAGACUGUAAAGAUAAUUUUGGCUAGAGGAAAUCCUCAUUUUAUAUGCGAUUCACGUGUGCUUGUGAAGCCCUACAAGGAAAAAGGAAAAAUCUCUGAAAAGAGGCAAAAUCUACAGCAGCAGUUAGAGAUGGGUAGCUAUUCUCCAUCUUCUAGCCCAUCUGGGCUUGAUGCUAGAGAGAUGUAUGAGCUUCAUCUUGGGGCAAAGAUGAUGAACAGUCCACAGGAGAUGAUGCUAAGAAAAUACAAAGAACAGGUUGAUCUUCAGCAAGCUAUUGAACUUCAAAGGAGAAGGUUCAUAAAUUUGCAACUUCCGGACUUCAAGAGGGAUUAUGCUCACCAUCAUCAUAGCAGUCUCUCUGAUGGGUCUUCCCUUUCCUUGCCUGCCCACCUUGUAAACCAAAAUGCAUUUCUUCCACUUGACAGCAUUGGUCAAGAAAUCACAGAAGGAAGUAGUGAUAAGACAGCUGCUGGUGUUAUCUCAACCAUUACUGCUCAGCAGGAGCUUCAGCAGGAAGCAAAUUCAAUUUUCAUUCAAAACAGUGGUGAUGAUGAUAAGAGUGGGAGCUACAGCUCCAAAGGGUGUGAUGCUCUGGAACGAAAUCCCGAAGGCAGUGUAGACCAAGCCCUCCCUGACGGGCUUUUAGCUUCUUCUCUAAAAUCUGAUGUAGAGAGGAGGUCUGACUUCUCUCCUUUGGUGGAAAUCAAUGAAAAUAUCAAAGAAACAGCUUCUUCAUCCUCUUCAGAAAGUAACCCAGUGUUGCCUGCUACUUCUACCAGUGACAUGGCAUCAGUUUAAAUUUUUAAUCAAUAUCUUCUUAAUGCCAGGUUUUGUUACGGGCAUGAGGCUAGUGAACUGUAGGAAAUAAAGAAAAUUAGGGAAGCAUAUACAAGGAAGAACCCUGUAGAUGUGUAUAGCCAAAUUAUACAGCGAAGAAUAGAUCCGUAGUGAAUAGAUCCGUAGUGGAUAGUCCCAACUUCAUCUUGAUGAAUACAAUACUACUGACAGCAAAUGCAUAUUGGAUACAUGAAGGACAGAUGAACUGAUAUAAACUGUAGGGUUUUUCUCUUUUUUCGGCCUUUUUUUUUUUUUUUUUGUGCUCCUUUUGUAAGUGCAUACUGCAUACUGCAACGGACAAAGUUAUAAGAAACUAUGAAUAUUUUA